AUGGUUUUAUAUAUUAAAACCUUAUUAUCCAGUGAUAGUACAGAGUUUCUUCCUAUUAGCCAAAAUAAUUCUUGUGCGGCACAGCAUGGUGGAAUCAACUCGGAUCCCCCCGAAGAAUUCUCGCCCGCCGUGACUGCGACAUGCAAGGCCGGCAGGAUGAACAUCAGGAUACAUUUUCGAGGGCCCUAUCAAGGCGUCGCGCAUUCUAGGGACUUCAGAACGCCGGCCUGCAUGGCGUCGGGCGACGGCGGCCGGACACUGCACCUCAGCGUCGAUCUCACCGCCCAGCAGGGACAACCCGAGUAUUGCGGCGUACUAGUCAACAAUAGAACUGAAGAGCGUUCGGUGCCUUUGGCUGUUAGGGUCCACCGAACAUUAGAAUUAGCCGAUGACAAAUUCUAUGUAAUUACUUGCGGAAAAGCAGGAUUCAAAAAUGCCAGAAAUGAAACAUCUCUCGUUUCUCUACGGAUAUUAGACCAAGGCCGAAGGGCUCAAGAAACAAUUUAUGGAAGGCCAUACACGUUAAGGGCUGAAAUUAGCAAACCUGAUGGUGCUUAUGGAAUUCGAGUCAAAAACUGUUUUGCUUUCAACAAAAAGAAUACGAGUGUUUCUCUAAUAGAUGAAAGAGGAUGUCCGAGGGAUGAGGCUGUAAUAUCUGAGUUCCAUUAUGAUCCAAGUUCUGGAACUGCCGAUGCGGAACUUCGGUCUAUGUUCCGGUUUCAGGACGGAACCGAAGUUCAUAUACAAUGUGCUGUUGCUAUUUGCAGAGGUGCUUGCGAAAAUCUCGACUGCAACGAUCCGGACUCUCACAGUUCGCUUAGUGUGAAAGGAGCCCAAGAAGACGGUGUCGUCUUGGCGGCCACCAGCGUCUUCGUCCUUGAUCCUGGCGAGACCCCAGCUCUACAAGCGGUCUGUGAUUCUGGUGUCCAUCCAUCCUGGUUACUUUGGCUCUGCAUAGCCCUAGGAGUUUUAUUCCUGAUCAUGUUGCUCAUCAAUAUAUUCCUAUGCAGUGCUAUGACUUGCAGUUGUGCCAGAACCGAGGUUAUUGAAAAGGAGCCAUCAAUCAUCGAGGAGUAUGAUCCUUACAGGAGUUGGCAUGGUUCUCAAUACGGUUCAAGGUAUUCCCUUCAUGGGGGACAUGGGAAUGGUAAAGGAUAUGCAUCUGGGGGAUCCACUAUUCAUUCCACCAGGUCUGUGUCCCCGUACAGCGACCAUUAUGCAGUGCUCCAUUCGAGGCCUGGAUCACGGUACUCAGCGGGACCCCAGGGGCACAAUCGGACGCAGCCGAGGGGCACCUCCGGGCACAUGUGAUGGAAGGAAUGAAUGAAUAUUCAAAUUUAUUACAGAACAUUUAGGAAACGAUGAGAGUAGAUUAAGUCAGGUGAACUCGGUGAAAAACCAACCGCGUUUUUAUUAUGUUAGAUUUUAAGUGAUUAAAAUUAUGAUGGAGGGUGCAAGUAUAUGUGAGAUUUAUAGUUAAUGAAUAAUCAU
Messenger RNA from Ctenocephalides felis (cat flea), 1491 nucleotides. RefSeq lists its product as uncharacterized. The coding region runs from base 1 to 1311 and encodes 436 amino acids. The record is from RefSeq and is a predicted model, not a curated record. NCBI's taxonomy places the organism in Eukaryota, Metazoa, Arthropoda, Insecta, Siphonaptera, Pulicidae. The transcript has 10 exons.